This is a messenger RNA of Ruditapes philippinarum (Manila clam), 3886 nucleotides long. Its product is annotated as transient receptor potential cation channel subfamily A member 1 homolog. Bases 128 to 3610 code for a protein of 1160 amino acids. Gene Ontology annotation, biological process: transmembrane transport; monoatomic ion transport. The transcript has 25 exons. Lineage: Eukaryota; Metazoa; Mollusca; Bivalvia; Venerida; Veneridae. Gene Ontology annotation, cellular component: membrane. The record is from RefSeq and is a predicted model, not a curated record. Gene Ontology annotation, molecular function: protein binding; monoatomic ion channel activity.
GUGAUCCAUCAUGGUGAAGAGAUUAGUUUAACAGCUGCAUAUUAAUUGGAGAAUCUAAUUCAUCAGUGUACAACGUGAAAAACAAAAUAGCAAGUUGUCUAAAAUACUGCCCCACCCUGUCCAUACAAUGGAUGAGUUCCAGGAUGGCGUACAGGGCAAUUUUCGCUCUACCAUCAAUGUAACAAACCCACGAGGACCCGGUAAUGUGGAGAUGGCUGACUUACCACGGAAACCGGGGAAUGAUCCCGAACCCGCACCACUGCCGCCUGUCCCCUCAAUCCCGAGGGUGGAGAGCACUAAUGAAAUACUUAACCUUACCUUGCAUCAGUGUGCAAGAAUGGGAGAUGUUAAGAGUGCCAAGAUAUUGUUGAGUAAUAUGGGAGGCAAUGUAAAGAAGAAGAUAAAUGUCCGUGACGAGGAUGAUCUUACACCACUACAUUAUGCUGCACGCUACAAUCAGCUUAAUGUACUCAUAGUCCUUGUGGAUAACGGAGCAGAUAUAAAUGCAAGAGAUGAAGAGGGCCUGACACCACUACAUUAUGCUGCUAGAUUUAAACGUGAAGGGAAGAAAAUGAAACCAGAGGAGGAUGAGGAAGAUGGAACUGAAGAGCAUGUUAAUGGAGGUAUGAAAGUGAGUGAUACAGCAGAAGAGUUGGCGUCACAGUCUAGUGUCAUCAACUACCUUAUCAGUAAACGAGCAGAUAUUAACGAACGUGACAUCUAUGGACAGACUCCGCUACACUACGCAUGUAUGAGAGGAAAUGAAGUAGCUACACGAGAGCUUCUUACCUACUCACAAUCAUUACAACUAGAGGCAACAGACAAACAGGGUAUGACAGCUCUUCAUAUGGCCGCCUCUCACAGACAGACAAACAUUGUACGUCUGUUGAUAGAUAGUGGUGCAAAUCUACGUUGUAAAGAUGAUGAAGAAACCACUCCUCUGCUUGCUGCGUGUACUGAGGGUAAUGUACAGGUUGUGAAGAAAUUGUUCAAGGCUGCUGCUAAAAGUUCUGGUGGAUGGGUUACCAUACAAGAGAUGGUAACAGACAAAGAUAUUGAUGGAAACACUUGUCUGAGUUUGGCUGUGGAGAAUGGUCAUUAUGAAGUAGUCAAACUUUGUCUGGAAAAAAGGGCGGAUGUGAACACACCGAACAAUAUCUACAUGUACCCUCUACAUCUGGCGGCUGUGAAUGGAGACCUUAGAGUUGUCCGUCUGCUUAUUGAGCAUAAUGCUCGUAUUGAUGCUCUCAACAACGAGCAGGCCACGCCCCUACAUAAGGCAGCUCAGUAUAACCAUGUACAAGUGGUGGAGUUUCUUGUAGACAGAGAGGCAGACAUUGAGAGGAGAGAUGAGGAGAACUAUACUCCACUCUUAUUGGCCAGUGUGUAUGGCCGUGCCCCCACUGUAGAUCUUCUUAUCCAGAAAGAGGCUGAUAUUGCAGCAGUGGACAAGAAUGACAAGACAGCAAUAUUCCUGGCAGCAGAAGAAAAUCAGCUUAAUGCUUUAGAGUGUUUGUUAAAGAAUGGAGCAGAUAUGGAGAGUAAGAAUGAGGAGGAACAAACACCUCUACAUCUUGCUGCCAAGUUUGGUAGAACAAACACUGUACGGGAACUUGUUACCCAGGAUAAGAAUGCUGUAAAUGAUGAGGAUGAAAACUCCAACACAGCACUCCAUCUUGCUGCAUUAGCUGGUCAUGCUAAAGUUGCUGAGGUACUCAUAGAGUUUGGAGCUGAUGUUGCUGCCAGGAAUGUGAGCUUGUGGACACCACUUGAUUGUGCUGCAGCUAAAGGUUGGAUGAAAACAGCUAAAGUUUUACUAGAGGCAGACUCUCCUAUAGAUCCUAUGGACAAAGCAAAGACAACUCCUCUCCACUUGGCAUGUAAAUAUGGUCAUGUUGAUGUAGUUGAACUAUUGAUAGACUGGGACGCGGACGUGGAACAGAGAGACUCAGAUGGUAACAACUGUCUUGACCUCUCCAUUGACAACAAUAAUGCGAAUGUAGCUCUAUGUAUCAUCAAGUCUAACUACUGGCAGGAAGCUCUGAGAAAUCAUACCCUUGAUCUAAACACAAACAGACAUGAUACACCAAUGAGGAAACUUAUCAGAAAGAUGCCAGAUGUUGCGGAGGAAGUGUUUAACCGAUGUAUGCAGCAUAACAAGGAGAGUUUAGAGAGUUAUAAUUACAAGAUUACCUUUAACUAUGAGUUUCUAGAUGAUCUAUACUCUGUACUUAACUGGAGUGAUAGAGGUAGUAGUGACUCUGGAUCUUCUACAGGAAGCUUGUAUGAUGAUGAAGACCACCUGACAAAGUAUGCGCGUCCAUACACCACCGACUCUGGAACUUUCAAGAAGAAUCAUCCACUCAUGAUAAUGGUGACGUCAAAGAGAGAAGAUCUUCUGGCCCACCCUCUAGUUACAGCACUGUUGAGAUAUAAAUGGACAAAAUUUGGUCGUACAUUCUACUAUGUGAACUUUCUGAUUUAUGCUGUGUUCUUGACUUUCCUUACUGGUUUCAUUGUGUCUACUGAUGCCCCCUAUAUGAUCAGAGAGUCGUGUUCUGAAUUAAAAAGUAGGGGCUAUGACCAGCCGUUAUUUGCAAAGAUAGGAAAAUAUGCCAUCAUUAUACUAGCGGCAUGGAACUUACUGAGAGAGUUGAUACAACUUUACCAAGCCAAGCUGAACUAUCUGAGUUGGGAGAAUCUGAUAGAAUGGACUGUUUAUGUUACAUCCAUUCUGUUUGUUCUGGAUUUUGAAGAUUGUCAAAAAUCUACAGGGUUUAGAACUCGCUGGCAGUGGAAUGUAGGAACUGUUGCAAUAUUCCUGUCAUGGAUCAACCUUGUGUUGUUUGCCCAAAAGUUCCCCAGGUUUGGUAUCUAUGUGGUGAUGUUCAAGGAUAUCCUGAAGACAUUCUUCCAGUUCUUCAUCGUCUUCAUGCUGUUCAUUAUUGCUUUUGCUCUUGCAUUUUACUCUCUCUUACAGAAUCAGGAAUCAUUUUCUACUGUUUGGCAGUCUCUUAUAAAGACAACAGUAAUGAUGAUAGGAGAGUUUGAGUAUGACGGUAUAUAUACUGAUGGAGUGGUUGAAUAUGAGGUUCUCGGGUAUAUUCUCUUCUGUGUGUUCAUGGUGGUCAUGUCCAUCAUUAUAAUGAACUUGCUCGUUGGUUUGGCUGUAGACAAUAUUAAGGAAGUACAAGAACAGGCAGAACUGACUAGAAAAGCUAUGCAGGUGGAGCUUGCUUUAGAUGUGGAGCGUAUUGUACCAGACUUUUUCCGUAGAAGAUUGGUCGUCAGAAAGGACUCUAUGAAACCUAACCAAGGCAUCAGCAAACUGUUCAGCAGUGUAUUUGGACUAGAGAGUUACGGUCUUACAGCACAGACCAUCCAUAAAGCACUCAAUCCUGAACUGGAUGAGUUAGAGGUAGUAAAGGAGAGCCAGGAGAAGUUACAAGCUACCAUUAACAAGAUGCGUUACAACAACAAGGAGAUGAAAGCUCAGUUAAACAACCUCGAGGGUAUGAUGAAAGCUCUCAUGACAGCCCAGAACAUUAGCUGGCAGGAUGAGGAUUUCCAGGAAGUAGAUGAGAUCAGUCCAAUGGGAGUAUACUCAUAGACUGGUGCCCUUUCCGUACAAGAGAUUCUCCAUGACUGGUUUAUUAUGCAGCAAGAAAAUACUAAUAGACUGAUUUUUGUUUUAUACGAAAAAAUUCUUUUCAUUUAAUUUAGUUGUGAACGGAAAACCUUUUCAAAAGGAUUUUAUUUUGAAAAAGAAAAUUGCAAAGACAUUUUUGAACGUUUUACAAAGGUCUCUUAGGAUUUUUUGUUGUUGUUUUUUUCCUGGUUGUUUAUUAAGAUAUUUGUUCAGUCUUUACUAUUUGGUAUGUUUUAU